This is a messenger RNA of Tachysurus vachellii, 1641 nucleotides long. It is a transcript of the gene dlx3b, whose product is annotated as distal-less homeobox 3b. The transcript is spliced from 3 exons. NCBI's taxonomy places the organism in Eukaryota, Metazoa, Chordata, Actinopteri, Siluriformes, Bagridae. Gene Ontology annotation, molecular function: RNA polymerase II cis-regulatory region sequence-specific DNA binding; DNA-binding transcription factor activity, RNA polymerase II-specific. Gene Ontology annotation, biological process: regulation of transcription by RNA polymerase II; epithelial cell differentiation; embryo development. The record is from RefSeq and is a predicted model, not a curated record. Bases 175 to 966 code for a protein of 263 amino acids.
UAGCAGUUUCAUCUGAGAAGAGUAGAGGAGUUCCAGAGUUUCAGCUUUUCAAGGAUUCGCCUUAACGGCGCCCCACAUUCUGCUUUUUUUACUCUUAAGUCACACACCCGUCGCGGAAGAAGGACAUAACAGUGGGCGACUGUUUUUUUUUUUGCAGCGUUUUUCUCACCCACGAUGAGUGGAGCGACGUACGACAGGAAGCUAUCCGGCAUUUCUGCUGAUCUCUCUGGCUCUAUGAGCUGCCACCCGGGUUCCAAGGACUCGCCUACUCUACCUGAGUCAUCGGCCACGGACAUGGGCUACUACACAGCACACCAAGGCCACCAUGACUACUAUCCCGGUCAGGCUUACGCACAAGGGCCUCACAACCCCUCUUACCACCAGUUUAACGUGUGCGCGAUGAGCGGCGCGUCUCCGUACGGCGCCAAGGCCGAGUACGCUUAUGGCAACGCGUAUCGCCAUCAAUACGGCCAGUACAGCAGAGACGGACACACGCCACCACAAAACGCAGUGAAAGAGGAGCCGGAGACUGAAGUUCGGAUGGUGAAUGGAAAACCCAAGAAAGUGCGCAAGCCACGUACCAUCUACUCCAGCUACCAGCUCGCGGCGCUGCAGCGGCGCUUCCAAAAGGCGCAGUACCUCGCGCUCCCGGAAAGAGCUGAACUUGCUGCACAACUCGGCUUAACACAGACACAGGUGAAGAUAUGGUUUCAGAACCGGAGGUCCAAGUUCAAGAAGCUGUACAAGAACGGUGAGAUCCCGCUGGAUCACAGUCCCAACGCAAGCGACUCCAUGUCAUGUAACUCACCGCCCUCGCCCGCGCUCUGGGACACCGGCGCGCACGCGAACCCGGUUGGCCGCGGUCACAUGACGCCGGUCGGUCUCAGCUCUUCGACGCCGCCCUACCCGGAAGACUACAGCAGCGCGUGGUACCAGCAGCACGGUCCUCCGCAAAGCGUCUACUGACCACAGACUUUCACUCCAAGAGUUUAAUAUAAAAUAAGACAAAAGGGACUGGACUUUAUUUUUGUAAUCUUUAUAUACACGAGCGCAUAGGCUGUUCGUACGAAGAUAAGCUGAGAGAGAGAGAGAGAGAGAGAGAGAGAGAGAACAAAUCCUCUGAAAAAAGUGACUGAUUAAAAAUUUUAAUCAGCCUGAGAAGAGAAAAGAAGACAAGAGAAGAUUGUAGGACAGAAAGAAGAUAACAUUUUGUUGCAGAAAUAUUUCACGCGCUCGACUAUGCAGAUCCUAGGCCUAAAGUUAUAGCGUGGUUUUAAAUUAUUUUAUUUACUCAACCCCUUAUUCAUAUUGAUGUUUACGGAUAGCAAUGUUCAAAUAGUCUAUUUUUUGUUUACAUGAGGAAAGGUACAAUAGUCCCCAACAUUUGUGCAGUUGCCCGACACACCAACCAUAAUGUCACACCGCUUCAGAGACUCAGGACAUAAGUUAUAUCAGUUUGUACAAAAUGUAGCUGUGUAUAUAGAUGUGUGUGUGUGAGUGAGUGUGUGCGUAUGAGAGUGUGUUUAAAUAAAACGGAACCACUAAACAAUAUUGUUCAUAACCCCCCAACGUUUUUAUAAAGGAUUCUCGUGCUUUUAUUGUAAUGUUGUUACAGAAUGAAUAAAUGCAAAUCUCAACUCA